UGGAGGCCCCUUUGGGCCCGCGGCUGCCCUUCCGACGGGGCGGCUGGGGGACCCGAGAUCCAAGUGCGCGCCCUGGCAGGCCCUGACCAAGGAAUCACUGAGAUUCUCAUGAAUAGACCGCGAGCCCGAAAUGCCCUCGGGUACGUCUUUGUCAGCGAGCUGCUGGAAGCUCUGGCCCGGCUGCGGGAGGACCGACAGGUGCGUGUCCUGCUCUUCAGAAGUGGCGUGAAGGGUGUGUUCUGUGCAGGUGCAGACCUGAAGGAGCGGGAGCAGAUGAGUGAGGCGGAGGUGGGGGUCUUUGUCCAGCGGCUCCGAGGCCUGAUGAAUGACAUUGCUUCUUCGGCUGUUAUGGGGCUGAUCGAGACCACCCGAGGGCUCCUACCAGGAGCAGGAGGGACUCAGCGGCUGCCCCGCUGCCUGGGGGUGGCACUGGCAAAGGAGCUUAUCUUCACUGGCCGACGACUGAACGGGGUACAGGCGCAGGCGCUGGGGCUGGUGAACCACACUGUGGCCCAAAAUGAGGAGGGUGAUGCGGCCUACCACCAGGCACGAGCACUGGCCCAGGAGAUCCUGCCCCAGGCCCCCAUUGCUGUGCGGCUGGGCAAAGUAGCCAUUGAUCGAGGAAUGGAGGUUGACAUUGCUUCAGGGAUGGCCAUCGAAGAGAUGUGCUAUGCCCAGAAUAUUCCAACCCGGGACCGACUAGAAGGCAUGGCAGCCUUCAGGGAGAAGCGCCCUCCAAAAUUUGUUGGCAAGUGA
This is a messenger RNA of Trichechus manatus latirostris (Florida manatee), 756 nucleotides long. RefSeq names its product enoyl-CoA hydratase domain containing 2 (gene ECHDC2). Gene Ontology annotation, biological process: fatty acid beta-oxidation. Lineage: Eukaryota; Metazoa; Chordata; Mammalia; Sirenia; Trichechidae. The record is from RefSeq and is a predicted model, not a curated record. The transcript is spliced from 9 exons. Gene Ontology annotation, molecular function: catalytic activity. Gene Ontology annotation, cellular component: mitochondrion. Bases 109 to 756 code for a protein of 215 amino acids.